This is a messenger RNA of Capra hircus (goat), 3424 nucleotides long. Its product is annotated as transmembrane protease serine 11A. Gene Ontology annotation, cellular component: extracellular region; plasma membrane. NCBI's taxonomy places the organism in Eukaryota, Metazoa, Chordata, Mammalia, Artiodactyla, Bovidae. Gene Ontology annotation, molecular function: serine-type endopeptidase activity. The record is from RefSeq and is a predicted model, not a curated record. Gene Ontology annotation, biological process: proteolysis. Bases 231 to 1484 code for a protein of 417 amino acids. The transcript is spliced from 10 exons.
UUUCUUGUUGGGACUAUGCUCUCUCUGGGCUCUUUUCUUCAAGCUGUUCUAUGGGUUGAGGCUUCUCUGUUCAGACUUGUCAAACUAGUUUCAUUUCAAGUGCUUGUAAUUCAUUUCCUUAUUUCUUCCAGCCGUAGACCUCUAAUAUAUCUAGAGAUGUCAUAUAGUUGAUUAGAAGGUCAGAUUGAGUGGGCGCACACCUUGAGAUCAUCUUCUUCCUCCUACAGAUAAUGUAUCGAGCGGCAGUAUUUGACAGCCGAAGCAGAGGUUUGAAACCAUGGAUGAUUGCCCUUCUCAUUGUACUGUUACUGACAGUGGUGGCUGUGGCUAUCGGUCUUAUGGUUCACUUCUUAGUCUCUGACCAGAAAAUGGAGUAUUAUCAUGCCACUUUUAAAAUUUCAGAUCUACGAGGCAACCGUAAUUCUGGACAAAACAGCCCAUAUCAGUUUAUGGAAUUACGGGAGAUUAGUGAAAAUCUGGUGGAUGAGACAUUUAUAGAUUCGGCCUUCAACAAGCAUUAUAUCAAGAACCAAGUAGUGAAACUGACUCCAGAGGAAGAUGGGACGACAGUAGAUGUCAUUAUGGUGUUCCAGUUCCCCUCUGCUGAGUCAAGUGCAGUGAGAAAUAGGAAAAUCCGCAGCAUCUUAGAUGAGAAGAUAAGGAACACAAGAGCCUUGUCAAUAAACACCUCAUCAGUAGAAGUUAAUGCAAUGAGCUCAUCAACAGGGAAGCUAACUGUCCAAGCAUGUUGUGGGAAACGAGUUGUUCCAUUAGUAAGCAACAGAAUAAUGUCUGGAGAGAUCGCGGGCAAGGCUGCCUGGCCUUGGCAAGCUUCUCUUCAGCAUAAAAACAUACAUCAGUGUGGGGCCACCUUGAUUAGUAAUACUUGGCUUGUUACUGCAGCGCACUGCUUUAAGAAUAAAGCAAACCCACGUCAGUGGACUGUUAGCUUUGGAACAAAAAUCAACCCUCCAUUAAUGAAAAGAAACAUCAAAAGAAUUAUUGUCCAUGAGAGGUACCGCUCCCCAGCAAGAGAGUACGACAUUGCUGUUGUGCAGUUCUCUCCCAGAGUCACCUUUACUGAUGACAUCCGUCGAAUUUGUUUGCCAGAAGCCUCUGCAUCCUUCCAACCAAAUUCAACUGUCUAUAUCACAGGAUUUGGAGCACUUUUUUAUGGUGGGGAAUCCCAAAAUGAUCUUCGAGAAGCCAGACUGAAAAUCAUAAGUGAUGAUGUGUGCAAGCAGCCACAUGUGUAUGGCAGUGAUAUAAAAUUUGGAAUGAUGUGUGCUGGAUAUCUGGAAGGAAUAUAUGAUGCCUGCAGGGGUGAUUCUGGGGGACCUUUAGUUGGAAAGGACCUUAAAGAUACCUGGUAUCUCAUUGGAAUUGUGAGCUGGGGAGAUAACUGUGGUCAAAGGAACAAACCUGGAGUCUACACAAAAGUGACUUAUUACCGAAACUGGAUUACUUCAAAAACAGGCCUCUAAUUCACUAUACAACUUAAACACUGAGAGCUGUAUGCAGGCCAUACAUGCAUGAGAAUUCAUAUAUUCUGUGGUUGUAGUACAAUGAAGUGAGAUUAAAUGACAUGAUUUAAUUCCGAAUCACUUUAAUCGACCAAAAAACCCAUGGCCAAUUUGUAAAGGAUUUAAAUUUAUAAGGUAGUGAGCCAGUUUAGCCUGGUUUGAAAAAUACAAUAGAGAUACUGAGCUUUUUAAGUCAGUGAGCUAGAGUAUAGAAGAGAAGCAAUGCAAAUUUUUGAGGAUAAUCCACAACAUUUUUAGGAUGUCUUUGUAAGGGAUGUCUUCUUAAACAAGAAACAAGAGAUUUUACAUAUUUUCUAGUUAUAAAUCCAUUGGAAGGAUUUUAAUUUUUAAAAAAGUUAUAUAUAAGAAACAAAGUAUGGUGAUAAGUUAAGCCAGAGAUCUUCUGACCUUUGUCUGCUGUGAAAUCUCCCUAAUUUUUCAGUGAUAAAGAUAACAAACACACACACAUACCCCCACACACAUGGGCACAUACAGAAUAUCCCUAUCUUCAGAUAUUCCCAGAAAAGUGUGAUUGAUAAAUAUAGACAGUAAUUAGCUAGUCAAAACGUAUUUUUGUUUCAAAUAUUUGAGGGAAUGUGAUAGUAACUUUAUGAGCUGUCCCAAAACAAUGGGAAACAUUUUACAGGUGCAUUUACAUGAUUUGACUAGCAGGGGGAAGCUUUGUAAAUUAUUGUUAAAGUUAAAUACCUAGAAAAAAAUGAGAAUUUGUUAAUAUGUUGAAGAAUUAAUGAGCAUUAUCUUUCCACAUGGGAUUCUCUGGUAGCUCGACUGGUAAAGAAUCCGCCUGCAAUGCAGGAGACCCUGUUUCAAUUCCUGGGUCGGGAAGAUCCGCUGGAGAAGGGAUAAGCUACUCACUCCAGUAUAAAAGUUUAUUCCUUUGUAUUACUGUAGCCAAUUGUCUCCUAAGGCUUGUGGCAAUAGCCUAUUGUAACCAUGAAAUACCAAGUAUGUUUUUCUAAUUUAAUAAAUACAGAUUGUGAUGACCUGCCAUACAGAAGAUAUGAACAAAGUUCUUUGAAAUAGCAAAUGAACCCAUAAAUAAAGUGUCUCAUGAAGAUAUUAGGAGAGUCAUGCUCAUGUAUUCCAUAAUAUUAAUACAAUUAGAUGAUGAUUUUGUAGAAACUGUUACUCUGUGUGACAAUACUGGUUAGACAUCUGGGUUAUGAAUCAUUUACUCAUGUAAACCAAAUAUAAACCAAGCCAUUAGAAAAUUGAGCAAUUUUAUAAUUCCCCUCACGUGCUAUUGAUAAGGCAUAAAAAUAAUCCUAAAAUAAUCCAAAGGAGAUUUAAAAUUUAUUCACCGUAAAAAUUAAUCCAUAAGUUAGACUCAUAGAAUUUGAAGCGUAGAAAACACUACAAGUCCUGUAGGCCAGUACUCUUAGAGUUCAGAGAACUGAAGCCAGGAAAACUAAAUGACUUAGCGAAGCUGUAGGUAAUUUGUAUCCCCAGUGGGCCUAGGGCUCAGAGCCUAGGACCCAUCAAUUUCACAUAUCCUUUUGUUACAAACUAUCUUUACGAUCAUCUAUAUUAUUGAAUCAUCAGCUGUAUAAAAAUUUCAGUGAGUUCUACUGAAUCUGUUUUAAAUUAAGAAACUCAAGAAUUUUAAAUGAUCUGAUUCACUUAAGCAGCUGGCUGCCAAUUCUCAGAACUCACUUCAGGAUAAAGUUGCUUCUUCAUACAUAAAGAUAUACAUAGGCACAUAAAUUAUUCAAUAUUAUGGUAGUAAGAUACCAUUCCAAUUUCUAGAGAUUCAAGGAACGAUCUUAGAGUUAUAACUUUGUGUUUCUAAAGAGUGUUGUGAAACAUUUAAUCCUGGAUCACAUAUAAGCAAAUAUUGGUGUAUCAUUUAAAAUCUAAUAAUAAAGUUGGUGAUCAGAGCA